This is a messenger RNA of Paramecium sonneborni, 2315 nucleotides long. NCBI's taxonomy places the organism in Eukaryota, Ciliophora, Oligohymenophorea, Peniculida, Parameciidae. The record is from the annotation of a GenBank genome assembly.
AAUCAUUUCAUGUUUUUAAAGUAUGAUCUUGACUUUAUGUAGUUUUGGUCGAUUUUUCGGAUUUGGAUUCUAAUCUAAAAUGGACACAUUGUUAAAAUAAGAUAAUUUAACUUUAGAAACAAUAUUGAAUGAAGAGGACAUUUUAGCUGAAUUAAAAAAUUCAAGUUCAGGUAAAUUUGCUGAUUUGUAAGAUAAAAUUUAAAUUAUUCGAUAGCAUAGUUUCUCAUCCUUUUGAAUAUAAAAAAAUGAUUCAUUACAUUACAAACGAUGCUACCGAUUUAUCAGACAAAAAUACAUGUAUUAAGUAUUAAUAUAUAUAAAACAUUUUUUAAGAUAUCCAUUUAUGAUAAGUGAAAUAUUAGGUUCUGAAAAUGAAAAAUUAAUUAAUUUCUUAUUUGAAAAGCAAGGAGAUACAUCUUAAGAAGAAACUUAAAUUUCCUCUCAAGAUUAAACAACAGAGAACUAACCAUAAGAUAUUUAAAACGAUAACGAGUAAUUAAGAUAGAUGCUAUUACCAGAUCUACUAUCUCUAUUAGAAAAUGAUUCCCUCUUGAUUACAUCAGGAGGAUAUUUUGCAAAAAUCAUAUCAGCUAUAAUUCAUAAAAGAGGAUUUGAUGUAUUUCUAUUAAUAAUUUAAGUUUUGGGCAUAUUUAAAAUAAUAUCCUAGAAUAAUAUCAAAUUUAUUCAAACACUCAAGUAUAAGACAUAUAACCGAAAUCUUUGAAAAAUUGAUUAUCUUAGAUACAUGUUAAGAAGAACAUGAAGAGAGAUUUUUUAUAGAGGAAAGAUAAAAUUUAAUUGUAAGAUUGCUUAAAUACUUAAAUGUAUAAUCACAUUCAAAUGUCAUAAUUACAAAUAUAUGUGAAUCACUCAUUGAAGUAUAUAAAAGAGUAUUGAUGUCUCUUGAUGGAAUGACUGUUUUAAGAGAAAUCUUAUUAACAGUAGAAAAACCAUAAUUCUUUAUGAAUUUAGCAAUCUAAACUUAAAACAGUACUGUUUAUAAUUUGCUCAAUGUUCAAUAUGAUUUCUAUAACAAAAUGUCAUAGCUUGAAAAUAAACCCUAUGAAAUAGAUUUUGCUGCUUUUUAUAGACCUAUAUUGGAUAUAUCAGCAGGAACUCUAACUUAAUAAGAUUUAUUUAGAGUAUCUUUUGAAACUACUUAUGGAGCUAUAAUUAAACCUUUAGGAGAUUCUAAAUUGUAAUUGAUAUAAUUAAUUAUUUAAUUAAUUUCUAGGCAAGAAUUAGCAAUCAUUAUUGAAAAAGGAGAAAUUUUUUAAUAAGUAAUUAAUUUAGUUGUUACUUAUUCAACAAACAAUUAAUUACAUAUAAUAUUUCAAAAAAUGGUAGAGGCUAUCGUAGAUUCUAAAAAUGCUCAUCUACAUGAACUCUUUUUUGAAGAUACAAAUUUUUUGAAGUUCUUAAUAACAAAUAAUGGUACUGAAGAAAGAACAAAAAAAUAUGGAUAUAAAGGAAUAUUGACUAAGAUAACUAAUUAUAUUAAUUCUCCAAAUGUGUUUUAACAAUAUUAAAUAAUAUAAUCUGCAAUAGCUAGUAUUCAAAAUGAAUGGUUAAAAUAUAUCGAAGAAUUGAAACAAAUCAAUGAGAUUGAAUAAACAUGGUUAUUAGGAAUAAAUCCAAGAUUUAGAGAACAAGUAAAUGUGGAUUCUUACAGUCCUCCUCUUCAAUGGCCUGAACCAUUAGGCUCUGAAUAAUAUAAGAACACUAAUAAUCCAUCUACUUAGACUAAUGAAAAUGAAAAAGAAUGCGAGGAUAAUAAUACAAAUAAUAAUUAAACUGAAGAAAUUUAAUAAAAUGAAUAAGCAGCUUUACAAAUUGUUCCAAGGAAAGAAGAAGAAAACAUUGAAUAAGAAGAAGAAUCAUAACAAUAAAAAAUUUAAGAAUAAACAGAAGAAACUCCAGUACAAGUUUAAGAUGUUUAAAUUGAAUAAGAAGAAGAAUCAUAGCCUUAAUAAAAUUAAGAAUAAGAAAAAGAAGCUUCAUUACCUGCUUAAGAUUUUUAAAUUGAAUAAGAAAAUAAGCAAAUUUCAGAAUAAACAAUAGAAAUCGAACAAGAUUCAUAAGCAUCAUAAGAAUAAGAAAAAUAAUAAGAAUAAGCUAUAGUCUAAGAAGUAUAAUAAAAUGAAUAACCAAACCAAGAAAAAAUUGAAUAAAACUUGGAAGAAUAGAAAUUAAUUCAAGAAUAACCUAAAAUGGAGGAACCUCAAAUUGAAUAGCAAGAACUCUUACCAGAGACAGAAAAUCAUGAAAAUAAAGAGUAACUAGAAGUAAAACAAGAAUCCCCACAUGAGGCUUGA